GGGCAAUGGCUAGAAGUCACAUCUACUAGAUCCGAAAUAAUAUUUCUCCAACUAUCCGUAUCUUUGUGUAUUUCUUGCCGAGUACCCUUGUCACCAGAAUCCUUCCCUUGUCUCCUGGCACUGGGACUGGGACUGUCUGGCUGACUCCGAUCCUCCCUUCUAGCGGAAAAGGUAAUUCUCUAGAGUUGCAAAAUAGUGAAGACGAACAGACAGAAAGAAAAAAACAGAGAGAUAGAGGAGGAAAAGUUGAUCUUAUCUUAAGCUUCUCUAAAAUUUUGUCCACUUUACUUGCUUCCGACGAUCAUGGCCUUGGAACCUAAUCCGCUCCACCAUCUUCCGGGCGGCUCUGCAACGGGUCCCGAGUGUAUCGUCGACUUUGACAGCCCGGAUGACCCAUAUCGCCCUCGAAAUUGGCCCCGGAAAAAAAAGCUUAUUACGACGGCCCUAUAUGGCUUAAUCACUAUGACUGCCACAUGGACCACCAGCAUAUACUCUCCCGCUGUUAAGCAAGUAUCUGCUGCCUUUAAUGUGAGCAAUGAAGUCUCAUUGCUCGGUCUCAGCUUUUGUCUUCUAGAGUUCGGACCAUUGAUAUGGGCGCCAGUAUCAGAAGUAUAUGGUCGGAAAUGGCCUGUACUUGGGCCCUGUGCUGCCGCAGCGAUCUUCUCUUUUGCCUCGGGUGCUGCUAAAGAUAUUCAGACCGUCCUUAUCGCCCGCUUCUUUACUGGGUUUUUUUGGCUCUGCACCAGUAUCCAAUACAGGGGGUGUACUCAGUGAUAUAUGGGACCCAACAGCAAGAGGACACGCAAUUAUGGCUUAUUCACUUGCUGUCAUCGUGGGUCCGACCUUGGGACCGUUAGUAGGAAGUGCUCUAGUGGAGAGCUAUCUAGGCUGGAGGUGGACUCAAUAUAUAGCUGGGAUUCUCCAGAUAAGCGUGGUAGUGGUUGGAGCAAUUGUUCUUGAUGAGUCUUACGAGCCAGUUCUUCUAAUUCGCAAAGCCAGACACAUGCGAACUACCACUGGGAACUGGUCGUUACAUACAGAAUUCGAGGAAUGGAUUGGGAAUAUUACUCUACGCUAUUAUUUCAAUAAGUUUGGCGUUCGUCCGAUGCAGAUGCUUCUAACCCCUAUUUGCUUUCUAGUCGCUCUGCAUGCGUCCUUCAUCUUCGGUGUAUUCUAUGCCACCCUAGCAGCGUUUCCAAUUCUGUUUGAGGAAACUCGCGGUUGGGACCAAAUCACGGGUAGCCUGGCAUUUCUUGCGCUGCUGGUUGGGAUUUUACUUGGUGCGAUCGUCGUUGCACUAAACCAACAAUAUUAUAACCAUAUCUACUCGACUUCUCAGUGCAUGCCGUCACCCGAAGCCCGAUUACCAUCUAUGAUGCUUGGGUCGGUCGUCUUCACGGGCGGUCUUUUCCUUCUUGGAUGGACUGCAAACCCGCAACUACCAUGGAUUGCGUCCUUCAUUGGCGCCGCGUGCGUGGGAUUCGGGUUCUUUACUAUCUUUCAGAGCGCCCUUAAUUACCUCCUGGACGUGUUCACUCGCUGGGGGGCCAGUGCCAUUGCAGCGAAUACCUUUCUCCGCAGUACCCUCGCCGCGGUGUUUCCCCUGUUUAUUGAUCCUAUGUAUCGGCAGCUAGGGAAUGGUCCCGCGACUAGUGUGUUUGGUGGAUUUGCGAUGCUCCUAGUGCCCAUUCCAUUCGUCUUUUGGUUAUGGGGGUCUCGAAUUAGGAGUAGCAAACGAUACAUGUUCAACGUAGGCUGAGCGUGGACGUCAAUUCUUAUAAGUACAUAGAUACCGAAUAGACACCACCCUUGUACUGGC
Molecule: messenger RNA, 1819 nt
Organism: Aspergillus alliaceus
Lineage: Eukaryota; Fungi; Ascomycota; Eurotiomycetes; Eurotiales; Aspergillaceae
Product: major facilitator superfamily domain-containing protein
Exons: 4
Coding region: 614-1759 (381 amino acids)
Biological process (GO): transmembrane transport
Molecular function (GO): transmembrane transporter activity
Source: RefSeq, a predicted model, not a curated record